Molecule: messenger RNA, 1974 nt
Organism: Cercospora beticola
Lineage: Eukaryota; Fungi; Ascomycota; Dothideomycetes; Mycosphaerellales; Mycosphaerellaceae
Product: cytochrome P450
Molecular function (GO): monooxygenase activity; heme binding; iron ion binding
Source: RefSeq, a predicted model, not a curated record
CACAGCUCUCCACGAAAUGGCCUCCUCAGGCCUCGAAAUCGCACAACAUGUGCAACAAAGUCCAGGCCUCGCGAUCAUCGCCCUGCUGGCCGGAGGUGUUACACUGUACACCUUAGGUCGCAUCUUCUACAACCUCUUCCUACAUCCCAUGCGAGACGUCCCCGGUCCAUGGUGGUGGGCAGCUUCGCGAAUCCCAUUCGACUACCAUUCUUUCAACGGCACAGCUCUGCACCGAAUACUCGAACUCCACCGACAAUAUGGCACCGAAGUCCGAAUCGCACCCAACGAAGUCAGUCUUGGAGAUGGCGCAGUUUGGAAAGAAGUCUGGUCAGCAAAACCAGAAUUUCCUAAAGAUCCGCAGUUCACCGAGGCGAAUUUCGAGCCUGUGAAGAAUGUCUUUAUGGCAGAUAAGGAGGAUCAUUCUCGGUUUCGAAGAUUGUUGGCUUAUGCUUUCUCGGCCAAGGGGAUUAAGGAUCAGGAGCCUAGGUUUAUGUAUUAUAUUGAUCUUUUGAUUCAGCGGCUUCAUGAGCAUGCUUCGGAAGGAAAGACGUUGGAUAUGGUUGAUUGGUAUACCAUGACGGUUUUUGAUGUGCUCGGUGAUCUCACCUGGGGAGAACCGUUCAAUGGGCUGAGAGAUCAGGUCGUGCAUAAUUGGGUGGAUGUUUCGAUGCAUGCCACGGAAUUCUUCUUCAAGGCUGGCGCUCUGAUGAAGCAUUACCUUCCUUUCUUGAUCCCGAUCCUCGCGGACCCGAAGUUGGCUGAGGCGCAUAAGCUGAAUAGCUUGUAUUCUGCUCAGUUGACAGAGCGGCGUGCGGACGCUGGGAAUGACGGACCUCGCGGGGACUUCUGGGACAAAGUCUUGAUUAAGAGCGGAGAGAACGAUAAAGGCGAAGGCAUGACGCUGGAUGAGAUGAAGGUCAAUGCUUCGUUCCUGAUUCUUGCCGGGGCUGAGACGACUGCCACGACGCUGAGUGGUGCCACAUAUCUUUUGUGCAAGAACCCCGGAGUUUUGCAAAAGGUGACGCAGGAGGUCCGAACGACUUUUGCGUCCAGCGAUGAGAUCAACCUGGCUACCGUUGGUCAGCUGACAUACAUGCACCACGUCCUUCUCGAAGCGAUGAGAAUGUAUCCUCCUGUGGCAGAUGGCCUUCCACGCGUGCCUCCUCGUGGUGGAGCAGCAGUCUGCGGAAGAUGGUAUCCAGAAGGUAUCAGUAUUCACGCAAAUCAUUUCGCCAUCAACCGUUUACCGGGCAAUUUUGUGCGGCCUGACGAGUUCAUUCCCGAACGCUGGGCAUCUGAUGCAACAGACUUCUCCGACGACAAGAAAGCGAGUUUCCAGCCUUUUGCUGCAGGUACGAGGAACUGUAUCGGACAGAACUUGGCACAUGCGGAGAUGCGAUUGAUUCUGUCCAAGAUCCUGUUCGAUUUCGAUCUCGAGCUGAAUGAAGACAAGAUGGGUGGGAGAGAUUGGUUCGCGACACAGAAGAAUUUUGGUGUCUGGUUCAAGGAUCCUGUUUGGGUGAGGAUGAAGGCGAAGGCGAAGGCGGCUGCUUGAUGGGUUCAAGAUACCGUUGAAGCGAUCAAAGGCCCGGGAGCCAUUCUUGAGGCCAUUGCGUACCACGUCUUUGCGGAUUGCGGCAGGCACGUCUCUCUGUCGCCAGCAGCGCUCACAGCGCUCUCGCAGCUCCAUGAAAGAUCGCAAUUUGUACGACCCCGGGACAAUGCUGAAGGCGCUUUCGAAGCUCAUUUUGAAGAGCUUCGACAGAGGUUUCUUGCACGGCAAACCACGUAUACCGGCGUCAUGAGUAAGGCGCGACAUGAAAAUUGAGAGAUGAAGUAAGCACGAUAGAAGUCGGGCCCGCAUGCCUGAUUUGGUAGAAGAGCAGCGAGUUCUCCGUCACGAGCUUUUGCCAAACGGAGACCGUCCAAUCAAAUUUCACGGGUUCCUGAUUAACCCAAACCUUCACAGACGAC